AUGCAAGAAAAGAAAUCUGUUGCCAUCAUCGGCGCCGGCAUAUUCGGCCUUUCGUUGGCUGUUGCGCUGCGAGACAAAGGCCACAAAGUUACUGUCUUUGACCGCGCGCAGUACGACGCGAAUGGAUACGACCCCGCUGCCGACGACGUCCAGGCCGCUUCUGUAGAUCAUAACAAGAUAUUUCGCGCCUCGUAUGGAACAAAACUCCACUACCAGCGCCUGGCGAUGGAGAGCCGCGAGGCCUGGAUGCUCGAGGAUGAGAAAAGAGGGUUCUCGGAGCAAGACGGCCGCUGGGAUGAUCGCAAGCUCUUCUCAUCUAGCGGGAUGCUGCGAGUCCAGCCGUCGGACGGUCUUGGUGCGCUGGAAAGGGAGACGUUGGCUAAUAUGGAGCGCGAUGGUCUCCGGGACACACAGUUUGUCAAGAGUAACACUGAGGACCGCGAUCGCGCCGCAAGGAUUGGUUGGGAAGACAAGCUGCUCGACUUUGAGAUUCCAGAGACUUCCCCUCCUGCUACUUACGAGGCAGUUCUUGAUUCAUUAGCUGGCUUUGUGAGGUGUAGCAAUGCCUGCGCUUACUAUCAAAGGUUGGCUGUCGACAAGGGGGUGGAAUUCCAUUUCGGCAUUGAAGGCGCGGUUGAGGCCCUUGUGAAGUCGAAACAUGGCUCUGGCUCUGAAAGCAUAAAGGUCACAGGGGUAAAGACAAAGGCCAGUAAAGCGUACAAUGCAGAUGUGGUUGUUGUUGCGGCCGGGUCCUUCUCAACACAGAUUCUUCCUGACUUGAGCUACCAUUUGGAGUCCUCUGCAGGAAGCAUUGCCGCCUUGAAGAUCGACCCGGCCGACAAAGGCCUGUGGGACAAAUACUCACCGGAGCGAUUUCCCGUCAUGACGUGGAAAAGCGUCCCCCGAGAUAGGUCUGGGAAAGACACAGGCAGCAUUUAUGUUCUGCCGCGAACCCCAGAGGGCUUGGUAAAAAUUGGCUAUCGUGGAAUCAAGUUCACAAACUUCCAGUCCGCCCCUGCAAACACACCCUUUACACAGGACGGCCAGUGGUCAGUGCCGCUUCCACCAGAGGAGUGCUCUAAGCUUCACGAGUCUGCAAUAUACGCCAUUAAGCAAUUUGUCUCGAUUUUCCUACCCGAAUUCCACGGUGUCCCGUUCGAUUUCACCAAGCUUUGCUGGUAUACCGACUCCUUGGAUAAUUCUUUUGUGAUCGAUUACGUACCAGACUAUGCAGACAACUCCGUUUUUGUUUGUACAGGAGGAAGCGGCCACGGCGCAAAGUUCCUCCCUAUUCUUGGCCAGCAUGCGGCGGAUAUCCUUGAACAUGGUGAUAAGAGCACUUCAUAUAUGCGCCCAUUCUGGCGUUGGAGACCCGAUGCCCCUCGACGGAAUGGACUUGAGGAAGGACCGGAUGGACCGCGAAAUCUCAAACGGGGCUGA
Aspergillus puulaauensis is the source of this 1440-nucleotide messenger RNA. Its product is annotated as NAD(P)/FAD-dependent oxidoreductase. The record is from RefSeq and is a predicted model, not a curated record. The coding region runs from base 1 to 1440 and encodes 479 amino acids. Gene Ontology annotation, molecular function: flavin adenine dinucleotide binding; sarcosine oxidase activity. NCBI's taxonomy places the organism in Eukaryota, Fungi, Ascomycota, Eurotiomycetes, Eurotiales, Aspergillaceae. The transcript has 8 exons.